Molecule: messenger RNA, 1933 nt
Organism: Phycodurus eques (leafy seadragon)
Lineage: Eukaryota; Metazoa; Chordata; Actinopteri; Syngnathiformes; Syngnathidae
Gene: zc3hc1
Product: zinc finger, C3HC-type containing 1
Exons: 10
Coding region: 19-1449 (476 amino acids)
Cellular component (GO): nucleus
Molecular function (GO): zinc ion binding
Source: RefSeq, a predicted model, not a curated record
AAGAAGACUAAGCCCAACAUGGCGGCCCUCGGUAGCAGUCGUGGGGAUCGCGUCGGCAACUCGACUCAAAACAAAUCUUCCAUCACGUCCCCGGAGAAAAUCCGCGAAAUUCUCAACGAGGGGGUCUCGCCAGCCGGCACCGGUACCCACAGUGGGCAAGGAGAUACAAAAGAUCCAGAAGUCAGUAGCAACACUCCAUCACCUUGUGAGGCAACCAACAAAGAGGCCUUUUUCAGUAGAGUGCAGUCAUACUCCUGUUUGAAAUGGCCCGCGAAGCCCCGUGCGCUGUCGCCUCUCAUGUGCGCCCGCUACGGCUGGAUCAACGUUGCCCACGACAUGCUCAAGUGCUCCAGCUGCCAGGCAUUCCUCAGCGCAUCACUUCAACUCACGUUAUAUGACAAAUAUGAAUCACGCAUUGCAGAGCUGUCGAGGCAGCUUCAGACGAAACACGAGAAGUUUUGUCCCUGGCCUGACUUUCCUUGUCCAGAGAGGUUGUGGAUUGUGACAGCCGGGGAGCCCUCAGCACUUCUGGCCUCUUUAAUUGAGCGUUUUCAGAGCGCGUGUAUGCUUGGACAGCAGCUUCCAUCUAUGAAGCCUGAGCUACUGAAAUCAAUGUCCUUAACCGAGGAUGUUGUAAGUGUUAUCCUGCAGUUGAUAGAGGAGGAACAAAAAAGAAAGGGAACCACAUGCUCGGAACCUUUUGCAGUCCAAGUGGCUGCGUGCAUCGUUUCUCUCUGUGGCUGGGCUGCAAACCUGGGCGUGCAUAUCGCUGCACUGCCCAUCCUCAACUGUUCCUACUGUAUGCGUAAAGUCGGCCUGUGGAAUUUCCACCAAAUGGAGUGCGUGGGCGGUGAUGCAGAUGCCGGGACAGACGCUACAAGCACUCCUGCCGCCUCGACUCCCACACAGGAGGGCUUGGGGGAACAGUCAACCCCUCCCUCGCCUCCUUCCACUCCAAGUCGCAUGAAGCUGAGGAGCCAGGACUCUUGCCGCUCUGACCAGGGUGAGGGCACUCCUGUAGCUUUGCGAGCCCGAAGCCGAGACUCGCCUAGUCCCGUUGAGGAGCCACCAAGUCCCUUGAUGAGGGGCAAGAGGACUGUGACUCGUAGCCGGGGGCAAGGUGACUGUCUGUCCCUUCCUUCCAAACGUCUGUGCCUCUCAUUAGCUGACGAGGUUGUGCACAAGAGUGCGUUCGACCCGCUGGCUCAGCACAGAGACUGGUGUCCCUGGGUGGCAGUUGGAAAGGAGAAUGUGGAUCCACAGGCCGUGCCUCUUUCAGACACUGUGCCAGCGCCUCAUCAGCAAGGCUGGAAGGCCGCCCUUGACCUACUGAUGCCUGCAAAGAACACAAACGCAGUGGAUGGCAGUCCAGCACAGGGCCCACCUGAUCGAUCCAAAAGGGUGUUUGCUAUAUUCCGUCAGUGGCAGAUAUCCGCUCCAUCUCAGUAAAAGGCAUUGAUCAAAACAUUGCACCACUGGACAGAAAAGAUGAGCAAUAGUAUCAUGUCAUAACAUCAUAUCCCAUCACUCUGUUUGGAUACGAGCGCAACAUACUUGUUAGUAAUGUGAUGUAUGUGAAAAUCUGUGGAAGACAGGAAAUCCCUGGCGAUGAGAAAGAGCCACAGCGGCUCGACACUGGAUAGACAAUGUUUACUUUCAACGUGUGUUGAGACAGUGUUCGAAUAUCACCUCAAAUUCGCAAAUAGCAAGACUGUGUGUGUGUGUGUGUGUGUGUGAGAGUGUGAGUGAGAGUGAGAGACUGUACUUGACUCCUAAUGAUUGCAGGUAGGUAUGAACUCUGUGCCAUGAACAUUGAACAUAGUGUAUUUGGACUUAGCUGCCUUGACUUUAUAUUUGCCUUAUUGUGACAUCUCAUUGCUUAUCUAGUUUUCACUAUCCUGCAUGAGUUGGUUAAUAAAAUGCUUCUCUGAAA